Molecule: messenger RNA, 438 nt
Organism: Plasmodium adleri (nom. inval.)
Lineage: Eukaryota; Apicomplexa; Aconoidasida; Haemosporida; Plasmodiidae
Product: RNA polymerase subunit 8c, putative
Exons: 3
Coding region: 1-438 (145 amino acids)
Biological process (GO): DNA-templated transcription
Cellular component (GO): RNA polymerase I complex; RNA polymerase III complex; RNA polymerase II, core complex
Molecular function (GO): DNA-directed RNA polymerase activity
Source: RefSeq, a predicted model, not a curated record
AUGGCAUCAAACAUUUUAUUUGAAGAUCGUUUUGUUAUAAGUAGUGUAGAUAAUUCAAAAUUUGAAAAAGUGAGCAGAAUUAAAGCAAAAAGUACAGGUUAUGAUGCAGAGUUAAUACUUGAUGUUCAUUCUGAAUUGUUCAGGGUUGAAGAAAAAAAGGCUAUUUAUUUAGCUCUUCAAGAUAAAUUGUUAAAUAGAAAUGAUGAAAAGAGUUGGGAACAAAAUGAAAAUGUUCCAUUAAAUAAUAUUGAAUAUAUUAUGAGUGGAAGAAUUUUUAAAUUUGAAGAAUUAUCAUCUGAAAGAAGGACUGUAUAUGCUUCCUUCGGUGGAUUAAUGAUGGCAUUGACUACUGAUAAACAAUUUAUUGGAGAUUUGGAAAUCGAUAUGAAAAUAUAUUUACUAACCAAAAAUAUAGAUAUUGAAAGAACAAGAGAAUAA